AUGUAUAUACUGGUACUAUAUAUGGACAACAUCGGACCUGCAGUGGACAACAUCGGGCCUGCAGUGGACAACAUCGGGCCUGCAGUGAACAACAUCGGACCUGCAGUGGACAACAUCGGGCCUGCAGUGGACAACAUCGGGCCUGCAGUGGACAACAUCGGGCCUGCAGUGGACAACAUUAGGCCUGCAGUGGACAACAUCGGGCCUGCAGUGGACAACAUCGCAACAUCAGUUAUUACAGACAAGAUGGUACGAAAACAAAGCGCAGGAAAGCAUUGGAUUACCAAUGGACGGACAGUCAGGAACGAUCAUAAUAGUAUCCGCUAUAAAAGAGAUUAUGCAGCUUGUGAAGAGGUGUCUAAAUGUAUCACCAGGAGGAACGGUAAUAUAGGGCGAGAAGAAGAAGAAGAAAUCGAGUCUGAGUUCCACAAUUAUUUAGAUGACGGAAUGUUACAGUUUACAAAAUGUUUUCGAGAUGAUCCAGGUGUGAAAUAUAGUUUAAAUAAAAGAAAGAGAUGGGAACUCCCUGAAAUGCUAAGACAGAGUGUUUUAGAUCGAGAACUACAUAAAGACCUAGAAUUUCGAGUUAUCAUGGAAGAAAAGCAUGAUGGAUAUGGACUGUUCUCAUCAAAAGGAGGCAGUAGGCCUAAUUGUAUUAAAGUGUGCGAUGGCAAGUCUGAUAAUCCUGUAAAGAAACCAAAGAAACACAAAUAUGCUCAAGCUAGAGACUUCUUGGCAAAGCCUAAGCCUCCAAGACGACAACGCCAACAACGUGAGGAGUUUGAUAAUACUGAAUUGGAAGAUGAAAUUACUCUGAAAUACAUCAUCAAUCACCCAGUGCCACCCAAUCAGCAUCCAGUAUGCAGAGAAACAUCUAAAUCAUUUGGAUGGAAGAAAGACUUUGCUUAUUGUCACAAAUCAGCAUGCAAAUCAAAGAGCGAAAAAGUUCACAACUAUAUGUAUUGGCAUGGACAUAGCAUUAAUGAAUUGAAGACCAUGCGUAAGGAGCACAUUGAUGACCACAUAGAUUAUGACGUUUAUAUAGAUACUAAAAAUUCCUGCCAGAAACCAGACAUGCCGAGCAUCAGCAGUAUUAUGCAUAAUGCCCUACAAAGAGAUGAACUUGUGAAUAACCCUGCAAUUACAUUACAGCAUAGAAAACUGAUUGAACAUUUACCAAACAAUACUAAUAUGGCAACAUCUACUCCCAUAAAAAUGCACCACAAAGGAUCUACUGUAUUUUUUGAAGAGAGAGAAGUUGAAACAAAUAUCCAAGAAAGUAAAGAUGAAGUUCAAGAUCUAAGCAUUAUUGUGCCACCAAAACAAAGUGAUGCUGCCAUUAACAUUGAUAAACCUAGUAUUGUUCUAAAGGCUCACUCAGAAAGUCUCAACCUGAAAGAAGUAAUUAAUGGAUUUGGUGAUAGUUACUUAGAAGGAUUCUCAGUUCCUCAUAAAUUCAGCGUUGAUAUCACUUCAUCUGUUAUUGCUUCUAUGUAUGACAGAGGGGAGACUAAGUUGGCAAAACAGUUACAGGAUUUUGGAGAUCCAUUAUAUACAGUGUUUGAUGAAACAGGAAUGAGAGAUGAUGACGAUGACAUCAAGAGAAUAAGGGUUUCUUUAUUUGGUUGUAAACAUUCUUUCCACGAUCAUUUACAAACUAUGUUGGAUAGUUAUUACAAGGUCAAUCAUGUGUAUACUGUUGCUGAAAUAAUUGAGAUGAUGUUGAAUGUGAUUGAGUCAUCACCAGUACAAAGUAUCAUGGUGAAUUAUGGCACAGUUAGAAAAAUUCCCAGUAAUUUGGCUUCCAGCUGUAUAACAUUUGAUAGGUUAAGAUCAGUUGCUGGAUGGCACACAGAAUCAUUAACUACCUACCAAGCAUAUCAAGAUAAUAUAAAAGCUUCUGCUAAUGAGAAUGAACACCAGAAUAUAAUCAAUGUAGACAUAACAACUCAACAAGAAUACUGUGCUAUUUGUUAUGAUGAUAUCAGUGACCAUGAUGGUACUUGCCUGAUGAGAUGCCGACAUUGGUUCUGUAAUACAUGCUGGAAAAUGCAUCUUGCUUCUAGAGUCAGACAGGGGGAUAUGAAAAUCAUGUGUCCCGAAUACAAGUGUGGUGAAGUUGUUGACAGAGUAACCUUGAUGUCUUUGAUGUCAGUCCACCAAUACAACUCGUACAUCAGACAACAGAAUGAAGCUUAUCUAAAUAGUAAUGAUAAAUACCAGUGGUGUCCAUCUCAAACCUGUGGUAGAAUAGUCAAGGUGGAUUGUACAUCUACAGCUGCUGUGCCUGUCAACUGUGUAUGUGGCAGAGCCUGGUGCUCUAAAUGUAAAGAAGAACCACACUGGCCAGCAACAUGUCAACAGGCAUUUGAAUAUUUAGAGCUGAGAAAGGAUAAAGGUGACGAUAAUACAUUUACUACUCGUGUCAUCAAUUAUGUUAGAGUAAAAAAAUGCCCGUUUUGUAAACUGCAAAUGGAGAAGAAUGGUGGCUGUCCGCAAAUGAGUUGUCGCUGUGGAGAGUCCUUCUGCUGGUCAUGCCUAGCUGCAUGGUCGAAACACUAUGGUCGUGGUGGUUGGAAGUGUCCUGUAUCGUCACAUGACAAUUUUGAGACUGUCUACCUUGUUGAUGCUACUAAUGUAAGGUUCUGUGUUGAGUUUUAUAAUAUUUCAAUUCGACAUCAUAAAGCCAGGAGGUAUGAUAAGCUGAGAAAAUUUAAAGUCGCCGCACGUAGUCUUUGCUCAAUUUUGCAAUCUAAGAAAACAAAAGCUUCCAGAAAACUAAGUAGGAAGGUGUACCCAUCAUUUGGAUCUGUUUCUGAUGUAAGCAGUGAUACAUCAGGAUAUAGUUCAUCUUCUGAUGAUGAAGAGUUGGGUGACUACAAACAACUGGCUACUAAGAUUUGUAAAUUAUAUUCUGAGAUGGUCUACUUAGCAGAGCACAUUGCUGUUCUAUGUGGUAAUUGCUCUAAUAGGAUGAGAAGUAGCUCUGUAUUACUGAUGAUGUGGGAAGUGGAAUUUAUUAUCACUAGACUCACCCAGAUUGUCACUGAUGGAGAGGGUAAAACAAUGGACAAUUUACACCUGACAUUGAACAACUUGUGUAGGAUGAGUGAAAAAGUUAUAAAAACAUUGUUAAAUUCUGUACCAUACAUACAUGAUAGAUUGGGCAAAUUAAACCAAAAACCUAAAUCCAUUUCUAAGUAA
Molecule: messenger RNA, 3204 nt
Organism: Saccoglossus kowalevskii
Lineage: Eukaryota; Metazoa; Hemichordata; Enteropneusta; Harrimaniidae
Biological process (GO): protein ubiquitination
Molecular function (GO): zinc ion binding; ubiquitin-protein transferase activity
Source: RefSeq, a predicted model, not a curated record